Seminavis robusta is the source of this 483-nucleotide messenger RNA. NCBI's taxonomy places the organism in Eukaryota, Bacillariophyta, Bacillariophyceae, Naviculales, Naviculaceae. The record is from the annotation of a GenBank genome assembly.
AUGGCUCAUAUUCCCAAUGGUGGGAUUCCAUUUAUUACCACUUGGCCAACAUUGAGAAGCUGGAUGUUUGCUAUACGGCGAGGGCGACUGCUUCGCAAAUUGCCAGACGGAGAAUGUGUGAAGUUCCAACGCUGGGGAGCAGUCUUUGGCCCAAAGCUUGGGGUGAUUCAGGAUGUGAUUCCUUAUUGUCCACGUGUCCAGCGAGAUUUGGAGCCAUUACUCAACAAACUCAAUGCAAUUCUGGAAGAUUGUGACAGUGACGAUGAAGAGAUGGAUGACAUGACCAAGGAGCGGAUUUGCAAUGCUUUGGAUGCUAUUCGAUACGACAACUACAAUUCCUACGUCAACCCAACUCAAGAGGAACUGGCAACUUUUGUGCGGCCUCUCCUUGCACGUUGGCUACAAGAGAUGCCAACCAACUAUGUCAUUGGAAGGAGCGCUGUUCCCUCUUGGCGCCUGAAGCCUACGAGUCAGAGUGGCUAG